AUGACAUUUGGAAAUUAUGUUUUAUUUAAUUUACUUGUUGCUAUUCUUGUUGAAGGAUUUUCUAUACAGAAAAAAUGGGUAAUAAUUCUGAUACUGGAAGUAAUUCAAAUUGAUAUGGAAAAGUUGAUCCAUUCAAAGUUAGAAGAAUUAUUUACAGGUGAUAUUGAUAUUACUGAUAGUUCAUAUGAUUUAAUUAAUGAUGAAACAGAAAGUCAUAAACAAACAAGUCAAGAUAAUAAAAAUACUCGAACUAAAGGUAAUUAA
Messenger RNA from Rotaria sp. Silwood1, 264 nucleotides. NCBI's taxonomy places the organism in Eukaryota, Metazoa, Rotifera, Eurotatoria, Philodinida, Philodinidae. The record is from the annotation of a GenBank genome assembly.